This is a messenger RNA of Glycine soja, 1860 nucleotides long. RefSeq names its product E3 ubiquitin-protein ligase ATL42-like. Bases 336 to 1595 code for a protein of 419 amino acids. NCBI's taxonomy places the organism in Eukaryota, Viridiplantae, Streptophyta, Magnoliopsida, Fabales, Fabaceae. The transcript has a single exon. The record is from RefSeq and is a predicted model, not a curated record.
UAUUAUGUCAUUGAGACACACACGCCUACCAAGUCAAAAACCCGAGUUAAAUACACUUGUAGGCCAACCCCACCACCUUGUGGUCACUACUGAGUUCUGAAUAUUUUAAAUGAAGAAUCAAAUUCAGACGCAAAACGCAGCCUGAGAAGAAACCAAGAAAACUGACAUAAGGAAGGGUUGCUAUUUGGGGGAGGAUCAAUGAAUAAUGAGUAAUGUCUCCAUGCACACACACCAACCAUCUCAUUAUAAAUUGCUAAGUUUUUCAACUCAUCAUCAAUUGGCACUUUUUGCUUCAGAAUGAAUGCUUGAGGUUGAGGAGAACCAGAAUCAGAAGCAUGAAUCAACUUGGUGGUGUUAGCGUUAUCCUUCUGGUUCUCUCAGUCUUGUGUUUCCAUGUUAGAGCACAGACUUCUGCACCUUCUUCAGGAGAUGCUGUCUCCAAUUUCCAGCCAAGCCUUGCUGUUGUCAUAGGAAUCCUUGGUGUCAUGUUCUUACUGACAUUCUUUCUUCUCAUGUAUGCAAAAUUCUGUCAUCGCCGCCAUGGCGGCGCUUCGGCCGUUGGAGACUCAGAAAAUCAACUUACUUUUGUGAGAUCAAGGUCUAGAUUCUCAGGAAUUGACAAGACUGUCAUAGAAUCACUCCCCUUCUUCAGAUUCUCUGCACUCAAAGGGUUAAAGGAAGGGCUGGAGUGUGCAGUGUGCUUAUCAAAGUUUGAAGAUGUUGAAAUUCUGAGACUUGUACCAAAGUGCAAGCAUGCUUUUCAUAUUGAUUGCAUAGACCACUGGCUUGAAAAGCACUCUACCUGUCCUAUUUGCAGGCACAGAGUCAACCCUGAGGACCACACAACCUUCACAUAUUCAAACAGUUUAAGGAUGUUAGCAGGUGAGGAAUCUAACAUAGAGAUCUUGGUUCAGAGAGAAGAGGAAGAGCAUCAUGGUUCAUCAAGAUUCAGUGUAAUUGGAAGCAGCAGCUUUCGGAAAACGGUCAAGGAAGAAGAAUUACUCAUCCAAAAAGGAGCAGAAGAUAGUGAUGGUAACCAGAAAGGGUAUCAUAAACACAACCACAGGAUUACUAUAUCUGAUGUUGUGUUCAAGCACAGGUGGAGCAACGUGAGUUCUUCAGACCUUAUGUUUCUGAAUUCGGAGAUGCUCAAUGAUACAUCAAGCAACAGAUUCAGCAGCAACCUGGAAUCAAUUACAAGAGGGGUAGUGGUGGAAAAUGAGCAAAUUAUGAACAUCAAGGAGGAGAUGGAGAGGAAGAUUUCCUUUGAGAACAAAGUUGUUGGUGCACUAAACAACAUCGUUUCAGAUCAUAAGGAAGAUCCUCCUUUUACAUCAGAUUCUGCACCAAAGUAUGUGAACCCGGGUGAGAAAAGGUCAAUGUCAGAAAUCACUGCUGUUUCUAGAUUUGGAGAUUUAGGCAUGAAAAUGAGGGUCUUGAAGGAUUCUGAUUCCCUUCAAAACAACCUUAAAGAGGAAAGAAUGAGGCAGAUUUGGUUUCCAAUUGCCAGAAGAACAGCUCAAUGGUUUGUGAAUAGAGAAGAAAGAAGGUCUCUGCAAUCUCAGAAUAAUAAACAACAGCCAUUAGAUGUAUAAUCCAAUCCAAUCCAACCUUCCCGAGGUACACAUGUUUGGUUUCAUUCCUUGAUUAACAACUACAUGUAGAUUUCAGGCUGUUUUUUUGUUGAUUAGUAUAUAGUUAAGUAAAGCAGGUACCGGUUCCUUGUUUUUUGUUUCAAUCUCUCUAAUUUUUUAAUUCUUAUGAUCCGCAUAAAAACUUUGUUAAUCUUUCUAUGACAGAAAAUUUAAGGACCCCUCGUGACCAGAAUAAUAGAAACACUUGUAGACUUAAUUGUGUCUU